AGAGAUGGUAUUUAGUAUGUCCCCUGGGAGGUUUGCAGGCUCCCAUCGAGGGACCAGAGGUGCAGAGUCCAGAGUUCUGGCUGGGGAUGCCAGAUCGUCCUGUUUGCCUGAGAGAGGAGGUCCUGUCUCAGGGGGAUCGGCCACGGGGCUUCCGUGGAAAGCCUGAAUAGCUCUGUGGACCAGAUUUGGCUCCUCCAGAGCGGGGCCACUAGGAGGACUCUGUGCUUGUCUUCCCUGACUCGUCUGAUGACCUGAGGGAUCAGAGCGAUCGGGGGAAAAGCGUAAAGGAGGGUGCAGGGCCAGUCGUGGGCCAGAGCAUCUUCCUCCUUCGAGAAAUAAAUUGGGCAGUGAGAGUUGUCUUCUGAGGCGAAGAGGUCUAUCUCUGCCCUCCCGAAGAACUCCCAGAUCGUGAGAACCGUCUGGGGGUGGAGCAUCCACUCGUCUGAGGGGACGUUGCUCCGAGAUAGCAUAUCUGCUCCCAAGUUUGUUUUCCCGGGUAUGUGAGUCGCUUUGAGCGACUGUAACCUCGGAAAUGCCCACUCCAGAAGACGUUUCACCAGUGCGCAUAAGCGGCUGGACGAAAGGCCGCCCUGGUGAUUUAUAUAUGACACCACUGUCAUGCUGUCCGACUGGACUAGGACGUGGCGUCCCGUCAGGUGUGCCUGAAAUGCCUGAAGGGCUCGGAUCACUGCCAACAUCUCAAGGCAGUUGAUGUGCAGAUGGCUUUCCUCACGAGACCACGAGCCGAAGGCUGGUCUGCCCUCGCAAAGAGCGCCCCAGCCUGUGUUGGACGCAUCUGUCGAGAGCACCGUCCUUCUGGACACCGCCUGUAGGGGUACUCCAAGACUGAACCAUACAGGGUUCAUCCAGGGUUUCAGAGCUGUCAAACAGGCCUGAUUGACCCUGAGACGCAGGCGGCCGUGCCACCAGGCGUGAGGAGGGACCCGAAACUUCAACCAGUAUUGCAGAGGCCGCAUCCGGAGAAGGCCGAGCUGCAGAACCGAGAAGGCGGAAGCCAUCAGCCCUAGCAUCCUCUGGAAGAACUUCAGAGGGAGGUAGGCUCUGUUCCUGACUGAAGCCGCGAGCUGCUGAAUGGCCAGGGCGCGCUCUGGCGAGACUACCGCCGUCAUACGGACUGAGUCGAAAACUGCACCCAGGAACGUGAUAUGUUGGCUGGGAAGCAGCGAGCUCUUGGCAAAGUUGACCCUGAGUCCUAGGCACUCCAAGUGGCUGAGGAACACGGAUCUGUGGAGUUCUAGCUCGGCUCGCGACUGGGCCAGAAUGAGCCAGUCGUCGAGAUAAUUCAGAACACGGCUUCCCAUCUGUCUCAGUGGGGAAAGCGCCGCGUUUAUGCACUUGGUAAAAGUGCGAGGAGCUAGGGACAGCCCGAAGGGAAGGACUGUAUAUUGGUAAGCCACGCCCUCGAAUGCAAAUCUCAAGAAUCGUCUGUGACGGGGGGCUAUCUGGAUGUGAAAGUAAGCAUCUUUCAGGUCCAGCGAACAGAACCAGUUCCCGGGGCAAAUCUGCACAAGGAUCUGCUUCAGCGUUAACAUCUUGAACUUCCGUCUCAUGAGGGAGAGGUUCAAGACUCUGAGAUCUAAGAUGGGUCUGAGACCGCCAUCUUUCUUGGGAACCAGGAAAUAACGACUGUAGAACCCCGACACGCUCUCUGAGGGGGAGACUGUUUCUAUAGCUCCUUUCCUCAGUAGAGUCAUGACUUCGGCUCGGAGGACAUGAGCGUCGUCUGUGUUUACUGAAGUCUGAAGCACCCCGCUGAAGCGCGGGGGCCUUCGGGCGAACUGAAGCGAGUAGCCCCGACUUAUUGUUCCCAGGACCCAACUUGACACCCCGGGGAUGGCUUGCCAGGCCUCGGCCCGCGUGACAAGGGGUUGUAUGGCAUCGGAUGACGGACCGCCGGUCGGGGGCCCGUACACCGGAAAGAGUAGAAGAGGAAGUUUGCUCCUUCUUUGAGGAGGUAAAAAAUUUAUAGUGUUCGCCAUGAGAACGGCGUUUUGCAUGGACUCAACAUUUGUGGGCCCAGUUAGCGCAACACUGAACAUAUCUCCCACGCCCGGAACUAAACGGGGCGGAGAGGAGACUGAACGAAGGAGCUUUUGGGGUGGUCCGACCUCGGCGAGACUUAGCUCCAUCCUCUUCCUUCCUGGCAGAUCAGGAAGACUUCUUAGGCCGGGGUCCCUGACGUCUCGGGAAGGAGGAGCGCUUUGCGGGGCGUGGACGCUGGCGCUGUUCCUUGGGAGGUGCUGCCUGAGAGGUAGAGGGGGCAGUCUUGCUCUGCUGAGCCGGCGCAGGCCUGGGGCGGCUGGAAGCAGAAGCAGAGCUGGAGCGCUUGGGCAGGAAGUGUCGCAUGGCUUGGGACGACUUCUGUGCUGCGGUGAAGCGUUCCGUGAAGCCCUCUACCGCUGGCCCAAAGAGACCGGAAGGAGUUUCCUUAUCGACUAUUAUGAAAGGAGAUUAUUCCUCUGGCCACGAGAAAUAACUUCCUAUUCUAGCAUUAAAGUGUAAAGCAGUUUGCAAAAUUGGAACGUAAAAGUGAUUUGAUUUGCUGAAUGAGCAACAGAAGCAAUUGAGCAUGAAUAUAAUGUAUUUAAUAUAUGAAACUACGAACACAUACACUAUACGACUAAAUACACAAAGAAUACACAUAUAUACAGAAGCGAAAGUAAAGACAGGAAAAGAGAGAACACAAAGAGUAGCAAAACUUACAGACAGUUCCUUAAGAGCCAGCAAAGAAUCAGUAUCCCUUUGUUAGGUCGUGUAACUUAGCGCAUCUAAGAUAGAUAGAAGUGCUGAGUUUCAAAAAGAUACAUGUGAAGAUUCAGUGCAUCCGUGGCUGCAUUUCGUUGGCUUCUUCCGUCUCCGCAGGAAGUUUGAACUGAGAAUUUGAAAGUUUGUUUCGCCAAAGGUGGUCGUCCCGAAGAGGAGAGGAGCGCGUGAUGGGAGCGCAGUCGUCGAGACGUGCGUGAGAUGGCGAGAGACAAUCGAGAGACAAAGGAACAUGCGUGUGGUUGUCUUUUAAGGACAAACAAGCCAAAAUGCCUCCUUGGGUGAACAGCCAAUGUCUAGCGUGGACUUUGAGGAGGGAAAAGUUCUCUUUGUCUUGUCUUGCGGCUCAAUUUGCAUAAUUUAUGAUGGUUUCAGAAUUGGUAACUUUUACUCCAAAAGACCUAAUAGACUAAUGCGUGGUAUCGUAACAGAACAUAUAUAAUUAAUUAAAGCAUCCUGAAAGGAUUCAUUUAAGACUAAACAUGGCAGGGUGAAAAAGACAUAAAGACAGAGAUACAGUCUUACACUCGCAUAUAAAGGUUUGGGGGUACAACUCACACAAGUCGUAACUUGAAAUACAUGCUUAAAACUGAAAUACAUGCUUACAGGAUUACAUUUUUAUCAUAUUUUAAUGAAUGUGACUUAAAGAGAGUCCUGGUGUGUUCUUCUGUGUGUGUGUGUGCGUGUAUUGGAGUUUGACAACAUCUGGAAUGUGGCCACAUGGCUUGGUGUAAUUCGAUCUGAGUUGAUCGCGAUCGUUUUAAGUCACAAGGGAGAGAUUCGUGGGUGCCGGUGAUCCAUUCACACGGCCAUAAAAUGUGUCGAGUGGGCUGUUAAUGUCAGCCAGGCCGGAGCCAAUGUGAGAUUUACAAGCAAAGUUCAAGAAGUUAAACUUUAACGAAAUGUAUAGUUGACUUGCUAAUCUGAUCCACUGCAGACGCUACACCUGUUACUGCCGCAAAAUUAAGAUGAUUUAUUCAUCACUGUUGAAUUUUGCUCUUUAUCGAUUAACUAAUAUUGUUAGCAAUGUCUUAAUCUUUGCCAUUUACUGACUAUACAAAUUCAUUGCAACCCUACGUGCUGUAUGUAAAAAAGCGUGCAACCACAGACACCACCAUAUUUUUAAUGUGGGUUUUACAUCAGACAUAUUGUGCUUUGCAUGUUGUUGCUUUUGUAUUCUGGGAUUAUGAAAAAAAUGAAAAUAAUGUGGUGAAAAAAAAGUCUGUUGGUUUUAGUUUACCUAAACAAAUAAUUUUUGGAGUAUAUAGUUUUGUCUGAUAGUCCAUUUCAAUCCUCAAAGUGAUCAUGAACUGUGAGGUAAAAGCUUAAAUAUAUUUUAUAACAUUCUUUCUGUAAUCUGCCCUUUCAUUCUUCAACUGAUGGCUGUAGUUUUGAUUUCAAGACCACAGGUAAGGCAUAGUCAUGAAAUAUUAAUGCAAUAGCUUUGAGGUAAAGUUAUCAUUGUUUAGUGUUGUUGUAGCGAUUUACUAGUUUAUUAAAGUGUAUAUUGCUGUGUCUGAUAACACUAUCAUUACAGGCUGCUGGAUUCACAGCCAGUCCUCCACAGUUACGGCUCAUUAUCUGCUGUCUCAUUAUGCUGUCUCUACUAAUAAAAUCCACAGAGACCAUUAACUGCUCCGAACCUACUACAGAUGCUCUCAUAACAGCCCUGAAGGAGAACAUCUUUGGCAAAACUGAAAUAAGGCCAGUUAUUAACCUGAAAACUCCCACAAACAUCAGUGUGAGCUUCACUCUGUAUGGAAUUUUAGAUGUGGAUGAAAAAGCACAGAAACUUAACACAUUCCUCUGGUUGAAUUUGUACUGGAAUAUUGAAGGUUUGAGUUGGGAUCCUGUUGAAUGUGGGACAGACACAAUCUCACUGCCAAGAAAACAACUGUGGAGGCCUGAUAUUGUCAUUAAGGAAUUCAUUGAUGAAAAUAAAGUCCCAGACACAUAUUACCUCUACGUCGAAAAUACUGGUAAGGUAACAGACGAUAUUCCAUAUCAUGUGAUCAGUUCCUGUAACCUGGACAUCUACACCUUUCCAUUCGAUAUUCAGAACUGUUCAUUCACCUUUAAUUCAUAUCAGCACACCAUGCUGGAUGUUCAGUUGUCCAUUGCUAAACCGGUGGAGGAAUCAUUCAAAUAUUCUCUUGAAGUGAUGACAACUAAAGGAGAGUGGGAGCUGGUCGAAAUGCUUGCUGAAAAACCUACGAUACCUUCCCAGGAAAUGAAUAACUCACGGGACGCACUUACUUACUAUAUUGUCCUCAGGCGACGGGCAACGCUAUAUGUGGUGAACCUCCUGAUUCCCAGCUGUUUCCUCAUUGCUGUAGAUCUAUUCAGCUUUCUUCUACCACCUCAGAAUGUGGAUCGUUCUGCCUUCAAAAUGACCCUCAUCUUGGGUUACACUGUGUUCCUGCUGCUAAUGAAUGACCUGCUACCCGUCACAGGAAACACCUUACCUCUCAUAAAUGUGUUUUUUUUAAAAGUUAAACUUCUUUUAACUUGAGCGCUGCAUUUUUUGAGUGCCGUUCCUGCGCGAUAUGCUGUAAAAGAUGCAAGAUAUGCGCAACGGUCAAACACGUCUGUCUACUGCCUUUACAUAGAAAAGCAAUGGAAAACUAGCGCAGUGGAAUGGAAAAAACACAUUCUGUGUUGAUUGAAAUAGCCAACAACAUAACACUUGUAUUGUUUAUCACAUAGCUGAGACAUUCUUGUGUUUCCAUUUUAAUAAAUAUAUUCACAUACACUGAAUAUGUUGUUAUAACUGCACACUGUUUUAUAAAUGUACUACAAUACACUGAGGUGCAAACAGUAAGCUAUUUGCUACUAUUUGCACUAAGUAUAAAUAGCUAUCAACUAACAACUAUAUACACUUAGUGCAAAGAAAAUACUGCUAUUUUCACUUAGUGCAAAUAGCAUCUGCCAAUAGAUUGUUACAUUAUUGUUCUUUUGUCC
Ctenopharyngodon idella (grass carp) is the source of this 5745-nucleotide messenger RNA. Its product is annotated as 5-hydroxytryptamine receptor 3C-like. Gene Ontology annotation, cellular component: synapse; neuron projection; membrane. Lineage: Eukaryota; Metazoa; Chordata; Actinopteri; Cypriniformes; Xenocyprididae. Gene Ontology annotation, biological process: monoatomic ion transmembrane transport; nervous system process; chemical synaptic transmission. The record is from RefSeq and is a predicted model, not a curated record. The transcript is spliced from 8 exons. Bases 4379 to 5296 code for a protein of 305 amino acids. Gene Ontology annotation, molecular function: neurotransmitter receptor activity; transmembrane signaling receptor activity; extracellular ligand-gated monoatomic ion channel activity.